GGCUUAAGGGGUAGCCUAGAGUAAGAAAAUUGACGAGCAUUAACGAAGAGAAACUCAUGGUGAAGACAUCGCAAAGUGGUCGAGCUAACUCGCUCGGUUUUUAUUAAUCUUACCUGUUUCUGAAGAAUAUACAAACCUUUCAAGAUGAUGAAAACAAAGCACCAAGGGCUGGUUGCGGACCUGCUGCCCAACAUCAGGUUGAUGCAAAUCAGCGGGCACUUUAUGUUCAAUUACUACAGCGAGGGCAAAAAGCUGAUGCACAAAGUCUACUGCAGUGUCCACUUGUUCCUAAUACUGCUCCAGUUUGCGUUUGUUGCGAUUAAUUUAGUCGCGGAAAAAGAAGACGUGGACGAUCUUACCGCGAACACGAUAACAAUAUUAUUCUUUCUUCACACGGUGAUUAAAGUUAUUUACUUUGCCGCGAGGAGCAAAUUGUUCUAUCGCACUCUUGCGAUCUGGAACAAUCCGAACAGCCAUCCGUUGUUUGCUGAGAGCAAUGCAAGGUACCAUGCAAUUGCGAUUACCAAGAUGAGGAGGCUGCUGUUUUGUGUUGGAGCUGCUACUAUCCUUACAGUCGUCAGCUGGACCACUCUUACGUUCUUUGAAGAUCCUCAUGUUGAACGGCUGGAUAAAGAGACCAAUGAAACUUAUACUGUUGAGAUUCCAAGAUUACUGGUGCGAUCUUGGUACCCAUUCGACGCGCGUCAUGGAGUAGCGCACAUCGGAAUGCUAAUUUACCAAAUCUACUGGCUGCUGGUGUGCACAGUAGACGCAAAUUCAAUCGACGUGCUCUUCUGCUCAUGGCUAUUGUUUGCUUGUGAGCAGCUUCAACAUCUCAAGGCAAUAAUGAAGCCACUUAUGGAAUUAAGUGCGACCUUAGAUACCGUGGUGCCUAACAGCGGCGAGUUAUUCAAGGCGGGAAGCGCUGAUCAUCUUCGAGAUAAUGAUGGUGUACCAGUAGAACCAGCGAUGAACGGCGACAACAUGCUGGAUAUGGAUCUUCGGGGGAUUUACAGCAAUCGGCAAGAUUUCACAGCUACUUUCAGGGGUACUGGUGGUACCCAAUACACCGGUGGGGUUGGUCCUAAUCAACUUACUAAGAAGCAAGAGAUGCUAGUUCGCAGCGCCAUUAAAUAUUGGGUGGAACGUCAUAAGCACAUUGUUAGACUUGUUACUGCGAUUGGAGACGCUUAUGGUGUGGCUUUGCUGUUCCACAUGUUGAUUACCACCAUCACCCUUACGCUGCUCGCUUAUCAGGCCACUAAGGUCAAUGGUAUCAAUGUUUAUGCCGCGUCGACUAUUGGGUACUUACUGUACUCUCUUGGUCAAGUAUUCUUGUUCUGUAUAUUUGGGAAUCGAUUAAUUGAAGAAAGCUCAUCUGUGAUGGAAGCUGCAUAUUCAUGUCAUUGGUACGACGGUUCAGAGGAAGCUAAAACGUUUGUACAAAUAGUGUGUCAGCAAUGUCAAAAAGCUAUGUCUAUAUCAGGAGCUAAGUUCUUCACCGUGUCGCUGGAUCUAUUCGCUUCGGUACUCGGAGCGGUAGUGACGUACUUCAUGGUGUUAGUACAGCUUAAAUAAACAAAAAGUUAUAAAAUUUAUUUUAAAAUUAAUUUGUAUAAUUUUACAUAUUAUUUUAUAUUAUUUAAGAUUAAUUGUUUAUUUACCGUUUUUUUUACGUUGACUGUUAAAUUAUCGAAAAAAAAAAACAAAGAAGAAAAUAAGAAAAAAAAAAAUUGGAGGUGUUUUAGUGUUUAAUAAUUUAAGAAUAAUAAUAUUUAUUGUAUCUGCACGGUCAUCUAGUUAGGGGAAAUUUAUACGCUAAUUGUGAUUAAGCAUUAAUUUAAUUUAAAAUUAAAAUUAAAAUAAUUUUGUUUUAAUAUAUAUAUAUAUAAAUAUAAAUUUAGAUUUUUGUUAAUGUAAAUAUUGAUAAGUUAAAUCAACCACAUUUGUUUUUCUUGUUACUAUUGUAAUUAAUCAAUCCACUCUUUUAUUCUUAUUUUAAAAUAAUAUUUUAUGGAAUAAUAAAAAUUUUUUAUACAAAAAUUAA
Molecule: messenger RNA, 2047 nt
Organism: Cotesia glomerata
Lineage: Eukaryota; Metazoa; Arthropoda; Insecta; Hymenoptera; Braconidae
Gene: Orco
Product: odorant receptor coreceptor
Exons: 8
Coding region: 145-1578 (477 amino acids)
Biological process (GO): sensory perception of smell; detection of chemical stimulus involved in sensory perception of smell
Cellular component (GO): plasma membrane
Molecular function (GO): olfactory receptor activity; odorant binding
Source: RefSeq, a predicted model, not a curated record